Hemibagrus wyckioides is the source of this 1004-nucleotide messenger RNA. RefSeq names its product zinc finger, MYND-type containing 19 (gene zmynd19). The record is from RefSeq and is a predicted model, not a curated record. The coding region runs from base 210 to 893 and encodes 227 amino acids. The transcript is spliced from 6 exons. Lineage: Eukaryota; Metazoa; Chordata; Actinopteri; Siluriformes; Bagridae.
CAGCGCCACUCGGCGGCGUUUCGCAUCGCGGUGGUUUUGGUAGCGGCGGGCGGGGAAGAGUUGGGCAACGGCUGACCCUAAUAUCCAGCAAAAAAAGGGAGAAAACUUGGAUGAAACUCGGGGUUAGGGGUUGCCCGAGCUAGCCUCCUAUACCUGUACACCGCCGCGGCCGCUCAUUCCGUCUCAGUCCGUGCUGGACAGCUCGUCUAAUGUCGGAUUUCAAGCUCGGGAUUGUUCGCCUGGGCCGUGUGGCCGGGAAGACAAAAUACACCCUCAUCGAUGAGCAGGAUAUACCACUGGUGGAGAACUAUGCCUUUGAGGCACGCAUGGAGGUUGACGCUGAUGGCAACGGAGCGAAGAUCUUUGCAUACGCCUUCGAUAUAAGCAAAGGGCGGUGGGCCGGUCGGCCUCUGCACGAGUUACUCUGGGAAAAGCACAGAGGCGGCAUUGCUCCUAGCUUCCAAGUUGUCCACAUAAACUCGGUCACGGUGGACAACCGUCUAGACAAUUUGCGCCUUGUUCCUGUUGGCUGGACUCCCAAACCGGAGGAGCUGUCUAGCAAACAAAGGGAGCAGUCACUAUACUGGCUGGCCAUCCAGCAGGUUCCAGCCGAUCCGGUGGAGGAGCAGUACUUGGAGCUGGGACGCACACGUUACUACAACGCUAACGGAGAGCUGGUGGAGGAGGAGGAGUGUUCCUGCACUUACUACGAGUGUCACUAUCCCCCGUGCUCACUCAUCGAGAGGAGGCUGCGAGAGUUCAAUAUCUGUGGCCGCUGUCAGGUGGCACGCUACUGUGGCUCACAGUGUCAGCAGAGGGAUUGGCCGGCCCAUAAGAAGCAGUGCCGCGAACGCAAGCGGGUCCUGGCCUUGGAGUCCGAGCCUGAACGGUGAUCCCCUGAACCCCCAUUGCUCAAAAAUGGGGUCAGAGGGGGGACUGUGGGACGGGACUUGCAAAGAAUUGCAAAAACGACAGCGUUAAAAUAUUUAAAAAAAAAAAAAGAU